Messenger RNA from Huiozyma naganishii CBS 8797, 2304 nucleotides. RefSeq lists its product as uncharacterized. The transcript has a single exon. Gene Ontology annotation, molecular function: RNA binding. Bases 1 to 2304 code for a protein of 767 amino acids. The record is from RefSeq and is a predicted model, not a curated record. NCBI's taxonomy places the organism in Eukaryota, Fungi, Ascomycota, Saccharomycetes, Saccharomycetales, Saccharomycetaceae.
AUGGCAUUAGGAUUGCAUCCCGUGUUCUCAGGUCCAUUCCGCUACGGGUUCCCCCCCAACAGCAACAAUGGCUGGUCUUUGCAAGCGAGUGGUCAAUUGCCUUUACAUAUCUGCAGCGUGUCGCUUGAUGGGUCUGUACCGCAGAGCUUCUGGGAGGAUUCUGUCAGCAGGAAUUGUCUGUAUCAAGUUUUGCAAUCCAAUGCGUUGCAACAGCAGCGGCUGCUUAUAGGCAGUGGCGCCGUAAGUGCAAGUUCUACACUCUGGGAUUUUGACGUGCCCGCGGUGGGACCGUCGGCGGUCCGUGAACCUGCAACUUUGCAAAGUACGGUACCUGAAUUGGGUAAUCAAGACAGUGAAUGCGAGCGGGAAGUUGUCCCGGAGACGAAAAUUACGACCGAUAGUGACUUGUCCCCGCUGCUCAAUAAACAUGAAAACUGCAAACGGCGCAAUUCGGUCAAUGCCGGUGGAUCAGCGACCGUACCGUCCAAUACAAUGCCUAAGAAUAAGACUGCAGAGGUGAAAUCGAACGGUAAGAAUGCGAACUCUAAGAAGAGGCGCGAUGCGGAGGACAUACAGGAUAUCCGUUUACGGUUCCUAAUCUCGAAUCACGAGGCUGAAAUGCUCCUGGGCCCCGAUUCUAUCACGCUACAACUCAUCAGGAAAACCUUCCAGAUUAAAAUGGCCAUCACCAGGAAACGAGAGGACUGUUCUGAUAGAUUGUUGCUGUGCAGGGGUGAGCCCAAAAAUCUGUCCUCAGCUUUGGCUUUUGUCGUGGGCACGCUUGUCGAUUCGAUAGAGCCUGCGCUUAGGAACAAAUACCAGGCGUACAGGUUCCUCAAACAAUGGAUGGGCAGCCCAAGCGAGGAAAAGUUCCCACAUGUCGAUGACCUCUCCGACGUCUACACAAUCCACAUAGUUGCGAGCAACAGCCAGCUCUCUCGUGUGUUCGGGAAGAACGGCGCCGUGCUGUCGAGCCUGCACAGGAGGUAUGACGUGAAGAUGCUCGCUACAAGGGAGUUUCUGCCGGACUCGGACGAGAGGAUCCUCGAAAUACAGGGCAUCGCAAAGUCCAUUGCAGAGGCAGCACUGCACGUCGGGAAGAUUCUUGCUCGGAGGGGGAACGACAUCGAGUACUUCAACGAGAGGUACUACUACCCUCACAACCCGAAACGGGAUGCGAUGAACUUCAACGCGUCCGCCUUGCAGAGGAGUAAACCUAGCACGGCGAGGGAACAGACACAAGGCCACGCGAGGCCAAAAUCGAACUCGUCAUCGUCAGUGCAGGUUGACAACUCGGACACCAACAGGGACCAACGGGUUAAUGGGGCUCGAUCAAAAUCAUACCCGCCGCCUGCACGUAAGGGUAAAACAGAUACUACUAUGGGGCAGUCUGAUAACGACACCGGGUUCAAGUCAACUGCAUCUGCGGGACAGAAGCACAAGGCGGGCGCCGGGAAGGAACAAUCGAAUAACAACACCGGAUCCAAAUCGAAUGCAUUACCGGGACAGAAGGACAAAGCAAGCACCGGAAAGGAACAGUCUGUUAACGAUACUCGGUCAAAAUUGAGUCGCUCUUCGGCACAAAAGAGUAAAGUGGACGCCACGAGGGAACAUUCAGAUAAAGACACCGGGUCCAAGUCCGAUGCAUCUUUGGGACAAAAGGAUAAGGAACGCGCCGGGAAGGGGCAGUCAGGUAACGAUUCUCGGUCGAAAUUGAAUUCAUCUCCAGGGCAGAAGUGUAAGGCGGAUGCCAUGAGAGGCCAACCAAAUAAUUGGACUAGGGCGAAGUCGAAUGCAUCACAGUUACAGAAGGGCAAGACUGAUGCCAAGAAAGAGCAAUUUCGUAAUCACAUCCGGUCAAAGUCAAAUUCUUCGCCAUUGCAAAAGGGUAAGGCGGAUGUCAAGAAGGAGCAAUCCCGUAAUCAGGUCCGAUCAAAGUCGAAUACAUCAUCUUCACAGAGGGGUAAAGGGGGUACCACAAAGGAGCAACCAGCUAAUGAGACUGGGCCUGAAUCAAAUACAGAUUUAUCAGACAAAGGGAAAGCGGAUGUCACGAAGCAACAAUUAGAUAGCGAUCGGUCAAAGGCGAACGGAUCACCGUUACAGAAAGGUAAAUCAGAUUUAAAGAAAGAUCGAUUACACAAUCACACUCGCUCAAAGUCGAACUCCUCGCAGACUGAUAGAGUGGAACCCGUUUCAACUGCACGUACGAAGAAGCAGUCUCAUAACGACUCCCGUUCAAAGGUAAAUUCUUCUUCUUCACAGAAGAGUAAAACAUCAAGGCACAUAGAUGAGUCAAUAUAA